This is a messenger RNA of Amoebophrya sp. A25, 2572 nucleotides long. The record is from the annotation of a GenBank genome assembly. Lineage: Eukaryota; Dinophyceae; Syndiniales; Amoebophryaceae.
AUGAAUGAGGUGGUCGCUGCGUGUGACACAAGAAAGGAUGAGCAGCGCCACACUACGGCGAGUGGCAUACGAAAACAAACGUGUAGCAGCUCCCCUAGAAGUUCGUCAUCUUCGUCGUCAUCUGCUUCUUCCGACAGCGGCUCGAGUAGAUCCCCGACGCAACCUUUUGAUAAGGCGAGUCCCGAUAGCGAUCUCAAAGCGUGCGAGGGAUUUCAGAUCUAUCGCAACUCACUAGAAAGUGCUUCAGGCGAGCGCCUCGUCAAUACACGCUACUCUCAAGAGAUGAGUAACAGCUACAACUUUGACGAACACUAUCACACUGUUGACCACCAUGAAGGAGCUGGGGCUCUUGAUGACAUUAAGAAACAGUCACACUGCGAACAAGGCUCUGCACAAGAUUCCGAACUAGAAGGCGACGCAGGACGAGACGGAAGCUUUAACGAAGAUGUUGAUUACGACAACGAGGAUCAGGAGCAUAAAGUAUUCGACCAUCACCAUAAUUUUGAAGCUGAGACCGUUAAGAUUCCACCGCAUUUGCGUGCGCUGCUGCACGAUGGUCAAGAUACUGGGAAAACAUUUAUUGCCACGCCUUCUCCGGGUGCCACCACAGCUAAAAAACGGGAACAACAGAGUCCCUUUCUAGCACAAAGCCCAAGCCCAGAUCUAGCCACUCUACCACGAGCGCCAGAGGACGACUUUGUUCUUGGUAACGAAGAAGUUUUUGAUCCCACGGACAGCUACGGUCAACUAAGUAAACUGCUGAGAAAAACGAUGUCGACUCGACCGUCUCCGACCGCGCACAUCGCUGCAGGGUAACAACUACUUGCCUACUCCUCUUUAAUAUCGGUCCAUUCCAACUUGAACUUGUUCUAUUGAUUUUUUAUUCCUGAUCAAGAUCAACUGUAGAAUCUGGCCCAGCAAGCUCCGGAUAUUUCUGAUUCAAGCUGGUCCAGAUGAAUUAGCCUGAACAUGUUGAUCUUCCGCGUGAUGUUGAAUUGACUACUUACUUAGCCAUUGUUUGUUGACUCACGACUCCAGCCUGCUGCCUUGUAUUGCUGACCCAACUACAUCGUGCCUCAUGUUUUGAACAGACCUCCCGUAACUGGCACUUUGCCGCCGCAAGGAGCGAAUAAAAGCGAUACUGCGCAAUCUGCGAAUUAUGUCGAAGUUAUGUACGACCCAUCGCUCGGCGUUUACUAUGAUCCUGCCACUUGGAAGUAUUACAAGUUGAAAGACUAAGAAUGAGUUUUCGUCGGAGAUGGAGAACGACGACUGUUCCAGUUCCAGUUGAUAUUUUCGAUUAAGGAGAGGAAGAGGGAGUCCGUGCCGUCUCGCCUGUUCCAGUUGAUAUUUUCAAUUAAGGAUCUCGCUGAGUUAGAGUUGCUAUUGUUCCAGUUUUUUUUUAUAAUGCGUUUAUUUUCGCUUUCCGUUUGAUGUUGUGGUGGUCUCAAUCAAAAGUAUCAUCAUUAUGGAGGUGCAAUACAAGAAUAUCAAGACCAAAGAAGUCGAUCACCAGUAUCUAAGAUGAUCCAAAGCUUUUUUAGUAGAAAAAUAGAACAACUCUGUAUCUGGUGUUGGUUCACUGUACUGAUAUUUUGCGAUUGCUCAUCAUGAGCGCGAUCAAGAUCAUCCCUUGUGCAAAACAAUAAAGAUAACACAUUUGUUUACCACCAUGUCCAUGACAUCAACUACAACUUUUUUGAGAAUAAUGUAUCUAUAAAUUUGCUCCUCAAGUUAGAGUUACUAUGAUUAUUGAUGAUCUGUGCAGUCAAGUGAGUUGAUAACUCGCUGAUUGUACGCCGAUAUGGGCUUAUGCUGAAGUAUUGCGACAGACUUUCAUGAAAAAGUAGAAACAGAAAGUCACACUCUCAUGCAGAUUGAUUGUGCUCUCCACUGAUUCGGCAUCGGGAGUUUUCUGCGUAUAAUAUUUCAGUUAUUCGGGGGCGGGGGGAUCAAUCAUAGAACAUGUUAUCCUCGUAAUUUCUUCCUUUCCGUGUGCGUCCGACUGCUCGGACUAGCAAAUAGUAAACAAAAACUAUGAUCUUUCUUCUCUCUUUAUUGCUACCAAGUAGGCCUCAGGCUCUAUGGCAUUGGCAUAUCGCUAGCGCAGACAGCGACAGCAUCUCUACUAUAAAAGUGAUCUUCGUUACCAUCUGCAUCUUUCUUGUUGAGAAAAUAGCUUCAACCUGAUUCGGUAUUGUGGAUAUACCGGCACCGCAUAGUGACCUUUUUCGAAACAAUAUCAAAAACAAGUCGCCUGCUAAAAUAAUUCGAUGGAUUGUGGCGCCGUGCCACACUUCUUUCUGUUGUACUUGUAGUAAGUAGUCAUCGUGGUGUCAGUACCAUAUUUCUAACAUUGAUUUUCGUUGUUUUUUCCGCAGGAUGAGAAACUCUGUCUUUUCUUUCCUGCUCGUUUUUCCGCAAAAUUGGAUAAAAAGGUCUUGUUUAGCGGCCCAAGCAUUUUUUCGGAGGAAAAAUCAAACGAUAUCGAAGUGGGACGCCGAUUAUGUAUCACGGAGGUCCUCGAUCUCGAAGGUCUUCAACGUCAUUUUUCUUUCUUAGUAUGUUCAUG